This is a messenger RNA of Notodromas monacha, 4092 nucleotides long. Lineage: Eukaryota; Metazoa; Arthropoda; Ostracoda; Podocopida; Cyprididae. The record is from the annotation of a GenBank genome assembly.
AGGUUGAUCUCCAGACGCAGUGUUAGACGCGAGCACCUCGUAAGGUACUAGCGUAUGUGUUUUCUUGAUUGCUGACCGGAGGAACCGCGGUAAUUGUUCGAGAUGGCGAGUGCUGGUUCUCUCACAGCGAGACUCGUUGCAGCGCGACGGCAUGUGCGUCAUUGCACCGGAAGAAUGGGACUCCUCAUUCCGAGCAGUUCGCGCGCUUCUUCCUAUAGGUUCGCAUCCAGCGAACGUCGCAAGAUUAGCAAGGUUCUCGUCGCCAACCGAGGUGAAAUCUCCAUUCGUGUCUUCCGAGCUUGCUCUGAAUUGGGUAUCCGUUCGGUUGCCGUGUACUCUGAACAAGACAAAAUGCAUAUGUUCCGUCAAAAGGCGGAUGAGUCCUAUCUUAUUGGCGCAGGACUCGAACCGGUUGCUGCCUACUUGAACAUUCCUGAAAUCAUUCACGUCGCCAAAAAUAAUGGAGUCGACGCGAUCCAUCCUGGUUAUGGGUUCCUCAGUGAAAGAUCCGAUUUUGCUGAAGCCUGUGAAAGAGCGGGAAUAAAACUUAUCGGACCUAGAUCAAAAACCGUGAAACAAAUGGGGGACAAAGUUGCAGCCCGACAGGCUGCCAUCGCGGCGGGCGUACCGGUUGUGCCGGGAACGGAGAACCCAAUUACUACCGUGGCAGAAGCGAAAGAGUUCGUCGCCCAACAUGGGUUGCCCGUGAUUUUCAAAGCUGCCUUCGGCGGUGGGGGUCGAGGUAUGCGGGUCGUCAGGGAUCCGGACGAACUCGAAGAGAACUUCCAGCGCGCCACUUCAGAAGCGUUGGCGGCUUUUGGAAAUGGAUCCAUGUUCUUAGAAAAGUUCAUCGAGCGUCCGAGGCACAUUGAAGUGCAGAUUCUUGGUGAUUCUGCUGGGAAUGUAGUGCAUUUAUACGAGCGUGAUUGUUCCGUACAACGUCGGCACCAAAAAGUGGUUGAACUAGCGCCUGCUCCCCGACUCCCUGUAGAGGUCCGUGACAGGAUCACGACAGAUGCUGUUAAUCUCAUGAAGUACGUUCAAUACGAAAAUGCGGGAACCGUCGAGUUUCUGCUGGACGACAAAGGCAAUCAUCAUUUUAUCGAAGUUAAUGCUCGACUACAAGUUGAGCAUACCGUUACAGAAGAAGUGACGGGAAUUGACUUGGUUCAAGCUCAAAUCAAGAUCGCAGAGGGGCAAACACUUCCGGAAUUGGGUUUGAAUCAGAAUAACAUUGAGUUGCGAGGAGCCGCGAUUCAAUGUCGAGUGACAACAGAAGACCCUGCCUUAAAUUUCCAACCCGACUCCGGAAGGCUCGAAGUUUUCAGGAGUGGCGAAGGUAUGGGUAUCCGGUUGGAUGGUGCUGCAACCUUCGCGGGGGCUAUCAUUUCUCCUUAUUAUGAUUCUUUACUGUGUAAAAUCAUUGCACAUUCGCAUGAUUUACCCGCUGCCUCUGCAAAAAUGAGUCGUGCUCUGAGAGAAUUCCGUGUUCGUGGUGUCAAAACGAAUAUUCCGUUCCUGUUGAACGUUUUGGAUCACGAAAAAUUUCAAGAUGGAACCAUCGACACGUAUUUCAUUGACGAAAAUCCGUCUUUAUUCCAAUUCCAUCCGUCUCAAAAUAGAGCCGGAAAGCUGCUCAAUUUUCUGGGUAACUUGCUGGUUAAUGGUCCAGUGACGCCUUUGGGAACACAUCUGAAACCUGCAGAAAUUCAUGUGAAAAUCCCUACCACUCCAUUGGGUGAACUCGGCCCGCCCGGUUGGAGAAAUGUAUUCCUCGAGAAAGGUCCGAAAGAAUUCGCUAAAGCGAUUCGACAACACAAAGGUUUGCUGCUGACGGAUACUACGAUGCGUGAUGCCCAUCAGUCUCUUCUCGCCACGAGGGUACGGUCUCACGAUAUCCUCAAAAUCUCCCCAUUUGUCAGUCAUCGCUUGAACAACUUGUUUUCUGUGGAAAAUUGGGGUGGUGCUACCUUCGACGUAGCAUUGCGCUUUCUCAAAGAGUGUCCCUGGGAACGCCUUGAGAGUAUGAGAAAAGAAAUGCCGCACAUUCCAUUCCAAAUGCUUCUUCGAGGAGCCAAUGCUGUGGGGUACACUUCAUACCCUGAUAAUGUUGUUUACAAGUUCUGUGAUAUGGCUGUAAAAAGCGGUAUGGACAUUUUCCGAAUUUUCGACUCGUUGAACUACCUGCCGAAUAUGAUUCUGGGGAUCGAUGCCGUUGGAAAGGCCGGCGGCAUAGUCGAAGCAGCCAUUUCUUACACCGGAGACGUGUCGGACCGUAGUCGAUCAAAAUAUGAUUUGAAUUACUAUCUGAACCUCGCGGACGAACUCGUGAAGGCCGGAACGCAUAUACUCUGCAUUAAAGAUAUGGCCGGAUUAUUGAAACCAGAGGCAGCGACAAUUUUGAUCAAAGCCCUGCGCGACCGGCAUCCUGACAUGCCCAUUCAUAUUCACACGCACGAUACGGCUGGCGCAGGCAUUGCCACCUAUUUGCGGUGUGCUGAUGCCGGCGCGGAUAUCGUUGACGUCGCUGUUGACUCCAUGAGUGGCAUGACAUCACAGCCUUCGAUGGGAGCGCUAGUCGCAUGUCUUCAGCGUACUCCACGAGAUACGGGCUUCAGACUUGCCGACGUUAGUGAAUAUUCUGCUUUCUGGGAGCAAACGAGAACCCUGUACGCACCUUUCGAAUGCACCACCACGAUGAAAUCUGGAAAUGCAGACGUGUACAUGAAUGAAAUCCCCGGAGGACAGUACACCAACUUACAAUUCCAAGCCUUCUCUCUUGGUCUCGGGGACCAAUUCGAAGAAAUCAAACAUGCUUACAGGGAAGCCAACUUGCUACUGGGAGAUGUUAUCAAGGUGACUCCGUCCUCCAAAGUCGUCGGAGAUCUUGCUCAGUUCAUGGUCCAAAAUAAACUCAGCGCUGAUCAAGUCUUGCAAAAGGCCGAAGAUCUUUCCUUCCCGAAGUCCGUCGUGGAGUUCAUGCAGGGAUACGUGGGAAUUCCACAUGGGGGGUUUCCUGAACCACUUCGUAGCAAGAUCCUAAAAAAUAUGCCCAGAAUUGAGGGAAGACCUGGAGAAUCCAUGACAACGUUCGAUUUCUCGAAACUGGAAGGCGAGCUCAAAGAGAGGUUCAACAAAGUGGAUGAAAAAGACGUCAUGAGUGCAGCAUUGUAUCCGAAAGUGGCUGAAGAGUACAUGGAAUUCAGGGAUUCCUACGGUCCCGUUGAUCGACUUGACACGCGAAUUUUCUUGGUCGGCCCCAAAGUUGGCGAGGAGUUCGAGGCUUGUAUCGAGCGUGGGAAAACCCUUGCUUUCAAAACCCUUGCCGUUGCGGACGACAUGACAAAGAAGGGCGAGCGAGAAGUGUUCUUCGAGCUAAAUGGACAAUUGCGGUCCGUUUUGAUUCCUGACAAGAGUGCUGAAAAGGAGCUGACGAUCAGACCGAAGGCGAAAAAGGGUGACAGGAGUCAAGUCGGUGCUCCAAUGCCAGGCACAGUCCUUGACGUCCGCGUGAAGCCGGGCGACAAGGUAUCAAAAGGAGACAAGAUUGUUGUCCUUAGCGCUAUGAAAAUGGAAAUGGUUGUCCAGGCGCCCGACGCCGGAACUGUGAAGGAGGUUCAUGUUGUGAAGGACGAUAAACUGCAAGGUGGUGAUCUCAUCAUCACUUUGGAAUGAGUUUUUCAAUUGAUCAACUCGAUUUACUCGCUUAAUGGAAUUUUAUUCGGAUACUUCUCUAUCUUUUUUGAGAAAUUUACUGCAUGAGCGCUUUCGUCGAACAGGGUUCAUCUUUUUACGAAAUUUCGAGCUUUCGAUUAUCCGCAAAGCGGGAAAAAAUCAAUUGAGUGCAAUGACUGUGUUCCGUUCAGCAAAUACAGUAGAGAACAUGAUUGAACAUAGGCUUCCAUAUGCUUUUGCGGUGGUUGUUUAUUCUUGUUUCAUUCUGUGAAUUUUUUAGUUGCAUUCCGACUAUUUCUCGCGUAAUCAAACAGGUGCCCAUCAGCAAUUUGAUGAAAGUUUCGCGUUGUUUUUUGGUUGUGGACUAUAGUCGCCUGAUCGUGGGUGUGAUGGAAUAAAUUUUUUCCUCGAACUGAA